AUGAGGUUAUACUGCUGUUUAGAACCACUGAAGAAGGGAUUCGAGGAUGGCUGUAGGCCAAUAAUAGACCUGGAUGGUUGCCAUCUAAAGGGGAUUUAUAGAGGACAGUUACUAACUGCCAUUGCUGCAGACCCGAACAAUGGAUGGUGGCCUAUUGCCUGGGCAGUUGUGGAGAGAGAAGCAACUGAGCAGUGGACUUGGUUUCUCAAAUAUCUAAGUGAGGACUUGGAAAUCGAAAAUCAGUGCCACUAUACUUUUAUAUCAGAUCAGCAAAAGGGGUUAGACAGGGCACUUAGUGAUGUUCUACCUGGAUGUGAGCACAGGUACUGUGUGCAACAUAUGUACCGUAAUUUCAAGAAAAAGCAUUCUGGUUUGGCUCUUAAAGAUAGGAUGUGGAAUAUAGCAUGUUGCACAACAGUGAAAAUGUACGACAAAGCAAUGGAAGAACUUCAAACUUUUGAUAAGGAUGCAUAUGAAUGGGUCAAGAAAGCUCCUCAUCCUCGACAUUGGUGCAAAGCAUUCUUUCCAACUCACAUGAAGAGUGAUAUGAUAGUGAAUAACCUAUGCGAGUCCUUCAAUGCUCAUAUUAAAGAUGCAAGGGACCAACCUAUCAUCACAAUGUUGGAACUGAUAAGGGAAUAUCUUAUGGGUAGGAUCCAAAGAAGACGAGCUGCAAUGGAGAAAUACAAGGGUUCCACUGGACCUUUAAUUAAUGAGAUUGUUCAGACUAGGGUCAAACAUUCAAGUCAGUGGAUGCCCAUUUGGAAUGCACUGCAUGGCUAUCAAGUCAAGGGUUCAAGAGGAGCUCAAUUUGCAGUAGAUAUGCAAAAAAAAUAUUGUACUUGCAGAUUAUGGGAGGUUAGUGGAAUUCCCUACUGUCAUGCAAUUGCUGCUAUCUUCAUGCGAGAAGAGGAUCCUUACAAUUAUCUGGAUCGUUCUUAUAGCAGAUGCCUCUUCUUCAAGAUUUAUGAGAAUGUUUUGCAGCCAAUUAGUGGCGAGGAUCAUUGGCCCUCAUCCACCAUGCCUGUGUUGGAUCCACCAAUACCAGUUACUCAACCUGGUAGGCCUAAAAAGGCCAGGACAAGGAAUGUGUCUGAGGGGGGGAUCAUGGCUCAACCGAGUAAUCAGCAGAGGCAGCAAUCAGUAGAAAAAGAGAGGCCACAACAAACGCAGCAGGCUAGCGAUGAAACUGGACAGCAACAUCAACAACAGAGCCAACAACAUCAUCAUUCACAGCGAAGAAAAAACUCAGCUACAAAGCCGCUUACUGAUGCAGAAAAAGGAGCCAUUAAUGCGAACUAUACUUAUUUGGGUAAAGAACCCCCAUUCACAGUUGACAACUGGAGGGGGAGAUGGUGUGGAAGAGGCAGAGGCAGAGGCAGAGGAAGAGGAAGACAAGGUGCCAGAGAAAUGGGAGAAGAAACAGCUACUAGAAGAGGAACUCAGCCAUGA
Molecule: messenger RNA, 1452 nt
Organism: Coffea arabica (coffee)
Lineage: Eukaryota; Viridiplantae; Streptophyta; Magnoliopsida; Gentianales; Rubiaceae
Molecular function (GO): zinc ion binding
Source: RefSeq, a predicted model, not a curated record